CGAUUUUGCGUCAUUGCGUUGCGAGUUGCGGGCGCAGUGGGUAACGGAAGGCAGGCGGGCAGCGAGGAGAAGAGGCUUGAAAACCCGCGCGCAGCUGUUCGGGGGGUGACGGAAGCUAACCCGUGCGUGUUUCCCAACUUCCGCGGGAAUCGCUUUAGUGUCAGGAGAGCGCUGUGUACCUGAGCGGUGCCUGUCGGGAGUUCUUGCAGACAGUUGUGUUAGUGAGGGCGCAGUCGUGGGGGACCUCGGGAUAAGAGUGACCCGAACAGGGUCCUGGUGAACAAGCGAAUGGCGGCAGCCGGAGGAGGCGGAGGACUUGCAGGACCGGGGGCAAGACGAAGUAGGAGAGAUCACUUGAGUUCCGGCAGGGCUCCAUACAGCAAGAGCCGACAGCAGCAGCAGGUUUCUAAUAAUCGGACAAUCCCAGAUAUAAUGAAAGAAGUCAACAUUCUUCUCUGUACAUUUUGGACAAAAAGAAAUCUUCUGAGAGCUAUCACAGUUUUGGAACAAUAAGCCAUAACCUAAAUGAAUGAGCCGGAAAUGUUGGUCUCUCCAAGACUCAGAACAUAUAUUCUUUCUAAUAUUUUGGAAAGAAUGCAGAAGUUCCCUGGAAGAAACAUCAGUUCCCAAAAAUGAAGACCAUUUUUUGCUCGAGUUCUCUAGUGGAUCUAAAUCCUUGGAGAAUGACUUUAAAAGAUGUAAUGAGAUCCAUGAAAUAUUAUUUAGUUUAAUAUCUUCAACCAACUGUAAUAAACCUUUAUAAAACUGA
Messenger RNA from Xenopus laevis (African clawed frog), 769 nucleotides. Its product is annotated as nuclear pore complex protein Nup153-like. The transcript is spliced from 2 exons. The record is from RefSeq and is a predicted model, not a curated record. The coding region runs from base 289 to 513 and encodes 74 amino acids. NCBI's taxonomy places the organism in Eukaryota, Metazoa, Chordata, Amphibia, Anura, Pipidae.